AUCUAGUACUACUACCCCCCAGACCUCAAACCACUUUGUCCUUGUUUGAGUGAUCAGUUACCUAAUUUGUACCCCUUCAUCACCGAACUUUGUUCCCUAUCAAGUGAACUUUCGGACACAAAACAAAGAAGAACGGGUACCUAGUCCGGUUAUCUCAUCUCAUCUCAUCUCAUCAUCUCGCCAUCACCCAACAUCUGCAUCCGAUAAGGAUCACAAACAAACGGGAGAGGACAAGAAAAGUCAUCACAUCCCACACCAACACAACAUAUUUUGUGCUCCGUACCUUAUCCAUCCUUCAACGGUCGAACAUCAAACAAACAAAGAAACCAACAUCCUUGCCCCUGUCCACUAUCUAAAUAUAACAUCCUCACACAAACAACGGCAGUUAUCACCAUUCAUUCAUACAGUCCGCCGAAUACUACAUACCAACAGCGAACUGAACCUGUAACCAUGGCUUUAACCCAAGUGCAACAACACCAACCACAAGAACAACAGCAGAAACCUACUCCACAACCAAUAGCAACGGCAACAACAACGGCAGACACCAAAACAAAAAUGAUCAAGAAAAUAACCACACACCCCACCCUCCCCUCACACCGCCGUGAAAUCUACCUUGCCUUGCUAUCCGUCCCCGCAGGCCGCUGGACCACCUACGCUGCGCUUGCCAAGCACAUUGGUACCAGUCCACGAGCAGUCGGCGCUGCGAUGCGUCUGAACCCGUUUGCACCGGAGGUACCUUGUCAUCGGGUGCUAGGUGGUAACGGGAAGCUGUUGGUAGGGUACUCGGGUGCUGAGGCAUCGGGAGGGGGAAAGAAGAAAGCGAAAGAUGGUGUGGGGAUGAAGAAAAGGAUGUUGGAGGAGGAAGGCGUUGAGUUUACUACGGAAGGGAUGGCGAGGGGUUUGUGUUUUGAGGGGUUUGGGCUGGGUUAGUUGGCUGUAAGGAGAUAUGAGGUAUGGUUUUUCUGCUGAAUGAUAUGGAGGUCUGUACAUUAAGGGAUAAUGAUUAGGAUAGUAAUACUUGUAUCUAGUUGUGUUUGGGGCGAACAUACCACACUCACCUGUAUGGAAUGCAAUGGCGCAAGACCCCUUGAUUACUACAGUUAUCAUAUCAUACACAAAAAUAGAACCGAAUUUCCACCACUGCUGUUGCAAUCAAAAUGGGAUGCAUUUGACAACUUGCUAAAAUUCUCAUUGUAUGAGAGGAAACUAACGCAGGAGACCCAGUG
This is a messenger RNA of Aspergillus welwitschiae, 1226 nucleotides long. Its product is annotated as MGMT family protein. The transcript has 2 exons. The record is from RefSeq and is a predicted model, not a curated record. Gene Ontology annotation, molecular function: methylated-DNA-[protein]-cysteine S-methyltransferase activity. Lineage: Eukaryota; Fungi; Ascomycota; Eurotiomycetes; Eurotiales; Aspergillaceae. Bases 451 to 930 code for a protein of 159 amino acids. Gene Ontology annotation, biological process: DNA repair.